Molecule: messenger RNA, 806 nt
Organism: Heterobasidion irregulare TC 32-1
Lineage: Eukaryota; Fungi; Basidiomycota; Agaricomycetes; Russulales; Bondarzewiaceae
Exons: 1
Coding region: 237-422 (61 amino acids)
Source: RefSeq, a predicted model, not a curated record
CAUGCCACACGCGCUCUAGUGUGUUGACGAGGAGGGUGAGUAACAGCUGGCAACAAAGACAUGAACUAGGGAGAGGGAGGCCGAGCGUCACCAAGGUGUGUACCUACCGCUCUGAUCCUUUCUGCCGACCCUGCGACGCCCUCGAUCUCUAACGCCAAGCCCGUUCGCUCACUUAAUUCCCUCAAUAGCCAGUUCUGCCUUUGUGCCCAUGCGUGAACGUGCGACCCCUCAACGCCAUGCACCCGCCUUUGCAUGCUAUCCCCGUUCAUCCGCGCGCUUCCCCUUGUCCCGUCAAGCCCAAGUUAGACUCAUCUAGCCCACGCCCGUCCGCCACCGAAUGCCCUCGAUCCCUUUCAUCCCUUGAGCUCACGCAUCCGCCUUCGCCUGCGACCCAGAUCCGACCCAGAUCCGCUUCCGCAUGACUCAUCCAGCUCGCGCGCGCGUGCACGCACAACCUCUCGACGGCCCCUCGACCACUCCUCCCUCGUCCUGGAUCGUUGCCAAAACCAAAGGCACACUCGACCCCGUGCACGCUUGACCCCUCAUCCCCUCAUCCUCGUCGCCCUCGUCCUCUCGAGUUUGCGCACACUCGAUCUCACAUUCGUCAACAGUCCCAUCCUCGACCUAACCUAACUGGCUGGUAGCGUAGGAAGAAGAGGACCGGCAGCGGCGGUGGCGGCUGAGAGACGGGCUGGGAACAUGGAUGGGCGUGGAGGACGAGGAUAUCUAUGGGGAGAUGCACGCUCGCUGACCAGGACAAGCGUCAUGAAGGUGCGUCGUCGUCCCUCGUGGCGCCAGUCCUUCCC